Molecule: messenger RNA, 3631 nt
Organism: Anopheles moucheti
Lineage: Eukaryota; Metazoa; Arthropoda; Insecta; Diptera; Culicidae
Gene: Reg-5
Product: rhythmically expressed gene 5 protein
Exons: 3
Coding region: 638-1615 (325 amino acids)
Source: RefSeq, a predicted model, not a curated record
CUUAGACAAACGGGAGAGAACAUAAUAAUUGAAGGAAAAAAAAAUAAUUAAACAAAAGUAACGUUUGGUGAAAAAAUAAUUAUUAAACUAUUAAAAUAUUGGCCGGUGUAGCUAAAGAACGAAUGUGAAACAUUAUUGAAGCGAACAGUGCGAACAGUGAAACACAGUAACCCGAGUGCAGAGUGAGUGUAAGGUGAGAACAGCGUUCGUGUAUCUGCCGGAAGGAAAGUACUCGCGGUGGGUAAUAAAAUAUAGAAGAAACAACACAGAAACCCAAAACGAAACAAUUAAAUGUGCGCAAGUGGUUAGGCAGCGAGGGGCGAAAUAAGUACACGACGAUCGAACGUGAGAAAUAGUGUGGUUGCGCAGUGUCGGAUAGAGAGGACCCGGCCAAACGAAUCGCAUAGGCCGGAAGCAAACCCAGUGACUAGUGGAGUGACUAGUUCCGUGUGGAAACAUAACAACAACGAAAAAAAAAUUAAAUGCGCACGUAAGCAACGAACCUCCCCACAGUGUGAGGCUUCAAAAGGCAGGGGUUCCGUAUCGAAUCGGGGGAAUUCUGGUGCAAUAAUAAAAAAGGGUUUGACGUUUUUGGAAAAGCCUCUCAGCAAAAGCAACAACAAAAAAAAAAAACAAAAUGGCACACGGAAGGAAGUUAAGCAUUAGUGCGGCGGUAAUGGUGGUGUCGAGUCUGGUGACGGUUUGUUCCGGAUCGGCCAUACCGAUGUGGGAGUUUCUCAGUCGUGGCGAAAAGAUGUCACAUCUGUACACGAUGUUCGCCAAGCAGGUGUCGAGCUACUGCAAAAGUUCGCAAGAUAUGCCGACCAACAUGUGCAAGCGGAACCUGCUGAUGUACGGCAUCAACAAGCUGCAGGAUAUGAACGAGUCGCACCUCGACUCGAUGGACCCGUACCAGCGUGGCGCUACUGAUAUAAUUUGGGACGCCAUGAUGGACGGUCACACGAAGAACGGCAAAAAGAAGACCCAAACGACGGCCGCUCCUGCCUACAUCAUGAGCGAACAGUUCGAGCACAAUCCGCUCUUCGACGAUCCGGCACCGAUGGCGGAUGGUGUGCGCAAGAGCGGUGGCAGCAUCAGCAAGUACGGCAUGGACUACGACUACGGUAAUGGGCCGACCGGGCAGGAGAUGCACUACUCCGAGCCGCAGAACCAUCUGCCACAGGAAGCGUCCACCAAUGUCGACUACAGCUAUCAGUACGAGCCGGCCGCAUCGACACACUUCAACAAUCUCGCACCGUACGAGCAGACGAGCAACUAUCUGACCGGUCCGAUGGUGGUGCGCCUGCGCCCGGACGGUACACCGGUGGAGGAGGACAAGGUGCAGGCGGCACCGGUCGCACCCAAGGACGACGACAUCAAGGAGAUGACGCUCGGCAAGGAGAAGAUGCCGAGCUUCCAGCAGAUCUACGACAGUCUCAAGCAGAACGAGGACCAUCAUCUGCCGUCGACGGUCGCCCCGGCCACCACCACCACCACCACGACGGUCGCCCCAACGACGGUUGCACCCACACAGCAAGUGUUUGCCUACGUUCAGCGUCUGCCCAACUACCUCCGGUCGUACCGUACCGCCUACCGGGUGUACAACGCGCACUAAGCCUGGGUGGUGCUGCACCGGUGGCUGGCAUCGAAAGCUGAAUGUGAUUUUAAUUAAUUAACUCAACCUAAAACCGACCGAAACCAACGAACAGACGCGGACCGAGCACACAGGACACCUCACAACACACACACACACACUCAUACACAUAGAGACAUAUACACAAACAGAUACAGGACGCAUAUUCGCAACUAACACUAACCGGUUCGUUUGUGCUUUUUUUUUUGCUGAGCAGAGAUAACAGAAAACAAUAUACACAAAAAAAAUCUUCAAACGGAUAGAUCGCACCCUGCAAUAUGGCUCGCCGAGCAUCCCACCGAGCUGGAUAGCGUUGUUUUAGCCACAAAUUUGCACAAAAACACACCGGCUCGUGUGGGAUGGUUCGGUUGCAGGCAGGUUACAGACAAACAAAACAAACAAAACAAACAAACGCAAAAAACGAUCAGUGAACAGUACGGAACGUCUGGCUGCUAGACAUUCUUAAGCAAAUUAUAUACCGUGGGCAGGUUUGUCGGUGGUUGGAAAUUCUUUCACGAUCACGGAAACGCGAUCGGCAAAGCCGGGAAGCUGCGGCGGCAACUGCGAUCAGUGCCGGGUGGGUUUCGAGCUGAUCGAGAGUUGGCUGAGCCAUUUGCUUUUCGGAAGCUUUUCCACCCGAAACCGUGCGUUAGGAGUCAGCCAAGAGAGAAUGAGAGAGAGAGGAAAAAAAAAGAGAGAGAGACAUCAUGCAAAAACGAUCAUUGAAUGCGCACGCUGGGGAUUUGGACAUUCAUUUUCGAGCGCUUUUAACAUAUUUAUAUUGAAAAAAGAAAACAACCCAUCGUCAUUCAUGCGCGGGGAGCACAUCUCAUUCGUUUCGUAUUAGUUUCGUUUUUUUUUCUCUUCUUCAAAACGGUGUAAAAAUGUUGAACGGUAUGAAAUCCACGAUAUAUUGUGCUGUGACAAGGUGGCAGGCCGGACACAAAACAAAAGAAUACGAUAGAGCGAAGCGUGCGGUACGUAUAUGUUAUACUAGCUCGGUCGAUAUGGAUUAAUUUUAUUAUUAUUUUUAUUGGAUACUUUUAAGAGAGGGAGAGAGAGAGAGAGAGCGUCCGUGUGGAAGGGUACGUUAAAUUAUUUCUCAAUAUAUUUAUGUGUGUAUUGCGCAUAGCAUGCGGAGGGAGGGAGUUUAUGCGCGGGACCAAGUGGGAAAGUAGAGAAACAUGCGUGUGGAAGUGUGGAAAAAAAAGAAGAAAAAUCAAAACAAAAAAAAAAAGGAAAUUACUCUUUUUAUAAACAGCAUGGGUGGUAACAAAAAAUGGAGGGAGGGCGCAAUUAUACACAAACAAAUUUUAAACGAUUUUGGAUGAAAUAGAAACACACAAUUUGCAUCCCGCAACCGUUAAGCAGAUGCACGUUGGAUGCGUAUAUUCCACCCAAAAUUGAACGGUAUUCCAAAUAAUUUGGAGCAAAUUUUUUAAACAAAACCUUAAUGUUAGUGAUUGGAUAAAUAGCAUCCUGCUAGGGGAUGACGAUCGUUAAGGCGUUUCUCGUAGGAAAGGAUGGCAGGUGCGAGUGGGUGUGUGCAAAAUGGGAAAUGUUAGGCUGUAAUAAGAAGUAGACGAGGCGGUGAAACAUAAAAAUGGUAACACAUUUUCUCAAUCGAUUUAGAAGACGGUACGGAGCAACAGGCGGCGUACAUUACUAGUGGUAAGCUACUGUGAGCUACAGCGCGUUUAGCAGUUAAAGGAUCUGUCCAGCGAUGAUUGAAUCAAAUAAUUGUGAUGUCUUAUGGGUUAGGGAUGUUUGUGCCAGGGAUCUCCCCGCACCUACGUACGGUAGAUGGCGGAUCCCCGGAAACAGUGAACAAGGAGUGAAGCAUUAUGUAAAGCAAACAGCAGACAUGCUUCAGAUGGUACAUCUGUUUGAAGAUACGUGUGAUCAAUUUUGUUGACGAAUGUCGAACUCCAAAGGAAUUACUACGCAUGAUGUGUGUUUUGAGAUGUAUUUCAAAAUGCCAAGUGAAAUAAAAUGAAU